AUGGCCACGACUUUUGCGACACCUUACUCGCCCUUGCCAAGCCAGCUCAUGCCCCUCACCUUGGACAGGGCUCCAGAUGAUCCAGCAAUUCUUGCCUCAACGGUCUGCCAACGUAUCGCCGCCGACCCGCUCACACACACCAUGGGACCCAAGCUUAUGCGUUAUGUGAACCCGAAAAUCCACACUUCCAUUCAAACAAAUACCUUUGCCUCCAUCCUCAUCAUCGGAGCCCAUACACGCUCUUCAACCGAUAUCAUUACCGGAAAUGAAAAGGCCGACAAACCAUUCAACUGGCAACGCCCAACCGCGAAAACUUUCUAUGCGCCAGAGGGGGAUAUUCUGCAACUCAGUGUUAUUCCAGGCCAUGCAUACGUUGAACAUUACGCUGCACUGAUUGCCACCUACGUGGCGUCAAAGGCCUUUACCGGAACCCGGAUCCCAACUGUACAUUAUCGACUUCCUCCAUCAGAUGCCUCCGUCACUCUUUUUGCCAACUCGAAUCUUCGUCACCUAGGCCCCAUUGAUGUUGCCAUCGUAGGUUACGUGGACUCGCUACCCAACUCUACAGGCCCUGGGGCAUGGGAAACUGCAACACAUAGCGGAGCGGGAGAGCCUCCUCUCUUUGCAUGGAAGAAACGCAAGCUACAGAAUGGGCGGAUAGUAGCGUUUAUUGGAUGCACGGCGUGCUAUUGGGGAGAUAUUGGCGGACAGUUGAUUCGGUCACUUAGUGAGCUAAGCGGCGUACGCGAGGCCAUCUAUAUAGGGAAGCUAGGAACGCUGGAUGCGAGACAUGUACCGAAUUCCGUCUUGGCAACAGGUUCUUGCAGCAAGUUUCACGAUGGCGGAAUGGUGGAAUGGGAGAGUGUGCUUGAUAGGGCGGUGCAGGGAUCACGCAUAGUGGUGAGCGGUGUUCAUUGUACUGUUGCCACGUCGCUGUGUGAGACAAAGGAGUGGGCACGAGACUGGAAAACUAAAGCGGACUGGGUUGACCCCGAGAUUGGGCACAUGGCGCGCGUAAGUAUGGAGAGGGGCGUGUUGUUUGGAUACUUGCAUGUUGUAUCCGAUAAUCUAUCGCGAGAGGGACUUGAGGGAUUAGUAGAUGAGAGAAAAGCAACGAUUGUAGCAGAUCGGAAGAAGCUGCUCGAGGAAGUGGAAAGGGUUCUAGAAAGGUAUUUCAACGAGAUUGGAGAAAGAUAA
Messenger RNA from Lachnellula hyalina, 1197 nucleotides. RefSeq lists its product as uncharacterized. Gene Ontology annotation, biological process: nucleoside metabolic process. The transcript is spliced from 2 exons. Bases 1 to 1197 code for a protein of 398 amino acids. Lineage: Eukaryota; Fungi; Ascomycota; Leotiomycetes; Helotiales; Lachnaceae. The record is from RefSeq and is a predicted model, not a curated record. Gene Ontology annotation, molecular function: catalytic activity.